GAAUCUGAAGAUGGUAAGAUUUGUUUUGUGAAGAUCCAUGCCCCGUGGGAGGUUCUGAUCACGUAUGCAGAAGUGCUGAACAUUAAAGUUCCCAUCAAGGAAAAUGACAUUCCCUCAACGGUGGAGAACCCCCUGGACUGCAUGCUUGCACCGCUCAGGCUUCCCGAGAAGGUGAUGCACCCUGAACCGGAUUAUUUCACGGCCCCAUUCAGCAAGGAGAAGCAGGAGCUGUACCUCAUUAAUGACGAGAGCACUUUCUUCUCGCCAUCCAUGAGAAACAGAAUAGUUAAUUAUAUUCUUACACGUUGCCCGUAUGGAACAGAAGAAGGGAAGAAAAAAUUUGGGAUUAAGAGACUGCUAAAUAAUGGUACCUAUUCAGCUGCAUAUCCUCUUCAUGAUUGCCAGUACUGGAAAAAGGCAAAUGAUCCAAACUGUGACAAUGAGAGAUACACGCUGUACAUGGAGUGGGCCCGUUUCUUGCGGUUCUACAAAGAACAGCCUUUGGACCUCAUCAGGAAGUACUAUGGUGAGAAGAUUGGAAUCUAUUUUGCCUGGCUGGGAUUUUACACUGAGAUGUUAUUCCUUGCAGCAGUUGUUGGCUUAAUCUGUUUUCUUUACGGCUUGUUUACAAUGGAUGAAAAUAUGAGCAGCAAAGAAAUCUGUGACCCUGCAAUUGGGGGAGAGAUCAUCAUGUGCCCUCUUUGUGACCGAGAGUGUGAGUACUGGAGACUAAACACCACCUGUGUGUCCUCAGAGUAUUCCCAUUUGUUUGACAACGUGGCAACUCUCUUUUUUGCCAUUUUCAUGGGCAUAUGGGUUACACUUUUCUUGGAGUUUUGGAAGAGGCGGCAAGCUGGACUGAAAUAUGAGUGGGAUUUGGUUGAUUUUGAAGAGGAACAGCAACAACUCCAGCUGAGGCCUGAGUACGAAGCAAAAUGUACCCAAAAGAAGAAGAAUCCUGUAACUCAGGAGAUGGAGCCUUACUUGCCUAUAACUAGCCAGGCUAUGCGGUUCUGCAUCUCAGGAGCUACAGUGUUGUUCUGGGUGUCUCUGAUUAUAGCUAGCAUGAUAGCUGUGAUCGUAUAUCGUCUUGCGGUGUAUGCUGCCUUUGCCAGCCUGAUGGAGAACACUCAAACUUUACAGCCCAUCAGUGGAUUACUGACCCCUCAGCUGGCAACUUCAGUCACAGCCUCAUGCCUGAAUUUUGUCAUCAUCAUGAUACUGAAUUUCUUAUAUGAGAGAAUAGCCAUCUGGAUUACUGAUAUGGAGAUUCCUAGAACUCAUAUGGAGUAUGAGAACAGGCUCACUAUGAAAAUGUUUCUGUUCCAGUUUGUCAACUACUAUUCAUCCUGCUUCUACGUGGCCUUCUUCAAAGGGAAGUUUGUUGGUUACCCAGGUGCCUACACAUACAUGUUUAAUCGCUGGCGAAAUGAAGAGUGCGAUCCUGCGGGCUGUUUGAUAGAAUUGACGACACAGCUCACCAUAGUCAUGGCUGGCAAACAGAUCUGGGGAAAUAUCCAAGAGGCCAUUGUACCCUGGAUUUGUAACUGGUGGGGUCGCCGGAAAGCCAGAAAUAAUCCAGAAAAUUUGUACAGUCGCUGGGAGCAAGACCAUGAUCUGCAGACAUUUGGAGCCUUAGGCCUAUUCUAUGAAUAUCUAGAAAUGGUCAUUCAGUUUGGAUUCAUUACUCUGUUCGUGGCGUCCUUUCCCCUGGCUCCCCUUCUUGCUCUGAUGAAUAAUAUCCUGGAGAUUCGAGUAGACUCCUGGAAAUUAACCACUCAGUACAGGAGACCUGUGGCUGCGAAAGCACAUAGCAUAGGAGUUUGGCAAGAAAUCCUGAACGGGAUGGCCAUCUUGUCUGUUGUCACUAAUGCUUUUAUUGUUGCAUUCACAUCAGAUAUGAUUCCUCGUUUAGUUUAUUACUAUGCUUAUUCUGAAAAUGAAGACUCGCCUAUGUCUGGAUACAUAAACAAUAGUUUGUCAGUGUUUCAAAUCUCAGAUUUUCCUGACAGAAACAAGCCUAAACUGAAUCCAGAAAACUUUGUCAUAUGCAGGUACAGAGACUAUCGAUAUCCUCCAGAUCAUGAGCGGAGAUAUUUACACACUAUGCAGUUUUGGCACAUUCUUGCUGCAAAACUGGCCUUUAUAAUUAUUAUGGAGCAUGUUGUAUUCAUCGUCAAAUUCUUUGUAGCAUGGAUGAUUCCUGAUGUCCCUGCAGACGUGAAAGCCAAAAUAAAACGUGAAAAGUAUUUAACACAGAAAAUCCUACAUGAGUAUGAACUUGAAAAACUGAAGGAGAGACUGUGCCAAGGUGAUAAACGAGCCACAGAAAAGGAGUUCAUCGCCACAGAAGGGAGAAUGGAGUUAUCCAGAGCAAUGUAGUUGAAAAAACAACUGGUUGGGAUUUAGCUCGUUUUAGCUUCUUUUAAUCUGUGAUUCGCUCAGUAUGCAUCAUCUUGAAAGCUAUAGGACAGUUUCAACCCUUUGCUUUCGCUCC
Molecule: messenger RNA, 2497 nt
Organism: Fulmarus glacialis (Northern fulmar)
Lineage: Eukaryota; Metazoa; Chordata; Aves; Procellariiformes; Procellariidae
Gene: ANO5
Product: anoctamin 5
Exons: 16
Biological process (GO): chloride transmembrane transport
Cellular component (GO): plasma membrane
Molecular function (GO): protein dimerization activity; chloride channel activity
Source: RefSeq, a predicted model, not a curated record